This is a messenger RNA of Esox lucius (northern pike), 3355 nucleotides long. It is a transcript of the gene ogal, whose product is annotated as O-GlcNAcase like. Gene Ontology annotation, molecular function: beta-N-acetylglucosaminidase activity. Gene Ontology annotation, biological process: glycoprotein metabolic process. NCBI's taxonomy places the organism in Eukaryota, Metazoa, Chordata, Actinopteri, Esociformes, Esocidae. The transcript has 17 exons. Bases 411 to 2519 code for a protein of 702 amino acids. The record is from RefSeq and is a predicted model, not a curated record.
CGAUUGCACACGCGCAUUGGUAACAUGUUUUGAUUAUAGUUAAGGUGUAAUUAUGAUUAUUUGUGUGAUUGCUUUCCACUAUCUGAUUGUGCAAUUCCACUUUUAUCGCUUUACGUGGCGAGGUUGUGACUCUGCGCAGUAAAAGCAAUAAGGAACUCAUCAUUCUUAUAAAAUCCAGCUAUGUUACUGCCAGUCAAACAGCCAGGCCAGUUUCAGUGAUCGGUCGGUAUUGGUUUAAACGCCUCUCAAAUCAUUCAUACAGGAAAGGUGGUGUUUCUUUUGUAAUAACUGCGCAGUUGCAAACGUUCGUGUAGCCAUCGCACCUGCGUUUUCACGAAAUACGCAAUUUUGUAACUGAAAGUUUGAAAAACCCGUAGUGUUUUCAGACGAGCAAGUACUUGGACUAGACCAUGCCGAAAGCGAGCGCUUCCACGGCGGAAGCCGAGUCAGGAAAACCCCGCCGGUUCAUCAGUGGAGUGGUUGAAGGCUUUUACGGGCGUCCGUGGACUAUGGAGCAAAGAACCGAACUAUUCAAAAGGGAGCAAAAGUGGGGCCUGAACACCUACCUGUACGCUCCCAAGGAUGACUACAAGCACAGGAUGUACUGGAGAGACCUGUACUCAAGCGAGGAGGCCGAACAACUGGCGGCGCUGAUAUCGGCAGCCAAGGCGAACGGGGUGGACUUCAUCUACGCCAUCUCCCCUGGCCUGGACAUGACCUUCUCCAACCCCCAGGAGGUCGCGGCCCUCAAGAGGAAACUGGACCAGGUGAGGGCGUUCGGCUGCAGUUCCUUCUCGCUGCUGUUCGACGACAUCGAGACAGAGAUGUGUCCGGUGGACAAGCGGGCGUUCAGCUCCUUCGCCCACGCCCAGGUCGACAUCACCAACGAGGUGUUCACACACCUGGGACAGCCGGGCACCUUCCUUUUCUGCCCCACAGACUACUGCGCAGCAUUCUGUUCCCCGUCUGUUUCCCAGUCAGCCUACCUCCACACUGUCGGGGACAACCUGCUCCCUGGCAUUAACGUGCUCUGGACAGGCCCCAAAGUGGUGUCCCACCACAUCACAGUGGAGUCCAUUGUGGAGGUGACCUCUGCCCUGAAGAGGCCUCCUGUCAUCUGGGACAACAUCCACGCCAACGACUACGACCCCCAGAGGAUCUUCCUGGGGCCUUACAAGGAUCGGCCCUCUGACCUGAUCCCCAAGCUGAGAGGGGUGCUCACAAACCCUAACUGCGAGUACUACCCAAACUUCGUGGCGAUCCACACCCUGGCAACGUGGUGCCGGUCCAACGUAGGAGGAGCUGGGGGAGCGAAAGACGUGGAGAUGACAGGUGACGAGGAGGCCGGGUCAGACCCCUGCUACAGCCCCCAGAGAGCCCUCACCCUGGCUCUCACCGACUGGCUGGAGGAGUUCCUCACCUCCGACAAACCUGGAGGACGCCGCCCACCCAACCACGCCCCCCCGAAGAAGGAAUCCUCCGACGAGGAACCCAUGCAGACUGACGGGGGAGAACCCGUGUAUGUGCCGGGUCCCGGGGAGAACCCCCUGUUCACCGCAGAACCCUUGACCCUGGGCGAUCUCCAGCUGCUCUCGGAACUGUUCUACCUUCCAUAUGAACACGGUUCUACUGCUAGAACCAUGCUUACGGAACUGGACUGGCUGAAGGGGAACAGAGAGGCCGUCGGGGGGGGCAGUGACCCCAAUGCAGAGUGGCGUUCGAGGGCGGAGCGUUUUGACGUGAUGUGUGUUGCCGUGAUGACCAUGUUUAACCGCCUGUCCAAUGCCCCCAACCGAAGCAUCCUGUACGACCUCUACAACUACAUCUGUGACAUCAAAAGUGGCGUGAACAUGGCCCGUGCCUAUGUCAGUCAGUUAGGGGGGCGCAGUAUUCCCUCUCCCCGGGUCAUAUGCGUGGACCCGGAGCCCUGGAGUUUCCGUGGGGGUCUCUCUGGGGAGUUCCAGAGAAUGCUGCCUUGCCAUGGUAACAGAGAUCUUUUCCGUCACCCUCCGAUGACCACCGUGUAUUCCAUACGACCCUACUGCCCCGAAGACCAGGCUGAGGUACUGAAGAUCCACGAGGAGACGCGGAGGCAGGGAGGUGCCACAGCCCCUGAAUCAACCCUCCCGGCCCUGAUCAGCGAUGGGUUGCCAGGACAACUGGCCCCCUCCUCCAACUGUGGCUUUGUCCUGGAGGAUGAGAGGGGGGUGUGUGGCUACGCCCUGGGCCUCACCGACGCCACGGCAGCCGCGCAGAACCUCCAGAGGGUGUUGCUAAGGGACUUCCCCUCCUUGGCGACCAUGAAGCUCCACCCCCGGGUCACAGACCUCGCCCCUGCCAAGCGUAUGAUUAGCUGCCUGCUCUCAUCGAUGAAGACCAGUGGGUGCCGAGGUGUGUUCUGUGAGCUGAGGAAGAGCGACAGGAAGAUGGUCGACUUCUACUCUGAUCUGGGGUCUUUCAGACCACUGAAGGUGACGGGGCUGCCACAGGAGGUCAUCGUCAUGGGAACCAGCUUGUGAAUAAGAGGAUACUUGUUUUGCACUUUGCACUCCCACUCAGGGUUCUCUUUAAAUGUGACAUAAGAAAGCAACUGGAAUCAUAGAUUGACGAUAAACGAAGCUGCUUCUUUGAUUGUAAAGCAUUGGGGUGCAACUAAUCAACUAAUAACUAACCUAAGGUGUGGAAUGUCAGGUCUUAUCGGUUGUCUUCAGUUUGUGGGAAUCAAGUGGUUUUACGUGGAUGUUUUGUUUUGGCUGUGCUCAAAUACACAGGGAGCCCAGUUCCACUUGGGUUUUCAUUAAUUAGUCCAUUAACAGAUCAGCUUUGAGCAUCUGCAGAUGUCAAGGUGCCUGAUCAAUUUGAGGAGGGAAAUUAUUCCAAUCGAGUCCGCUUCUGUAAAUACAGGCAUCGUAUAAGACCACCAGGUGUAUCCUUAAAAACCAUAGUGUGUAUGACAUUACUGAACUGGAGACUUCAUACAGUAUUGAUGGCAUGGUGACUAUGUAAUCGAGGGUCAUUUUACAAUGUAAGAUUGAUGCACGUGAAUCAGCCUGUAAGAGGAAAUACGAUGUACUAAGAGCUGUUUUAUGUUGGGAUCAAUAUAAAGAUGUUUUACACAAGUGUUCCGUGUAGCAAACGGCUUUAAUCAAGAACCAGAAGAACAUUCAAUGUUAGUGUUCACCUUUAUAGUUCAUGUAUUCAUUUUUAAAAAGGCAGCAAAAGCAAUUACAAUAAAACUAACACCAUUAAAUAACAGCUGGUAUGUGAAAAUAUUUUCAUUUAGUGUGGUCUUUUCAACAUUUGGGUUGUAUUGUUGUCUACAAUUUGUUCUAAUAACCCAAGGUCCUUUCCAAAA